Messenger RNA from Gossypium raimondii (Peruvian cotton), 1430 nucleotides. RefSeq names its product CBS domain-containing protein CBSX3, mitochondrial. Lineage: Eukaryota; Viridiplantae; Streptophyta; Magnoliopsida; Malvales; Malvaceae. The record is from RefSeq and is a predicted model, not a curated record. The transcript is spliced from 6 exons. The coding region runs from base 710 to 1312 and encodes 200 amino acids.
UAAAAGGAUUAAAUCUCAAAUUUCAGCGCAGUAGAAGGAUUAAAACCAUGAUUUGACCUAAUAAUUAUAAGGAUUAAUGCAACUUUUUCCCAUGAACUUGAUAAUUAGGUUCACUUUGAUACUUGUACUUUUUAUUAGUCCACUUUGGUACCUGAACUUACAACUAAGUCCUUUUUUAUCCUGAACUUGGAAAAAUUUUAAAGUUUGAUUAUAUGACUCUCUGAGAUCGUGUUAAGUCCACUUCUUUUAGGUGCCGCAUCAUUGAACUUUUACAUUUUUCCAAGCUCAAUGACCAAAAUGGACCUAGUUGCUAAAUUCACUUACCAAAAUGGACAAAAAAAAGUACAAAUACCAAGUGAAUUUAAUUGCCAAGUUCAAGAGCCAAAAAUUAUAUUAACCCUAAUUAUAACUUAGUGUAAACAAAGCCAAGAGAUUCAUACUAUAUUUUGGUUUUGAUACUUUAUUCCAUCUCUCUAAUCCAUGGAAACAAUUGUUAGCUUUCUGGUUAUGGGAGGCAAGGAAAGGAAUCUUCUCAAAAAGACAAAAUGAAUAAUAGCAGACCAAAAGUUUUCCUUUUACUUUGUCUUGUUAAUCAAGUAAUGUAUUCCCUUUCUCUAAAUAUAAAUUUUAAGACAAGUGGAUCAAAACAAUAUUCUAGUUUGCUUCCUUGUCAAUUGUCCAAGGAGCUGCUUUUCUAAGUGCCAACAUAAUGCAAGGAUUGAUCCAAGGACUAAGAUCUUGCUGGCAGGAAAGAAUCAAGCUAGCAAUUCUAAGAAAUUCGGGAGGACAUAACCGGAAAAACAUGUUCUCGCGUACCGGUUCCGUGGAAACAGAGGAAAAGGGAUUAGAAAACAUUACAGUAGCAGAUGUAUUGAUCAGUAAAGGCAAAGAAAACGUCGGGUCUUGGCUUUGGUGUCGGGUCAACGACAAUGUCGAUGAUGCCAUGAAGAAUAUGGCACAACAUAACAUUGGGUCAUUGGUGGUGUUAAAACCAGGAGAUCAACUACAUGUUGCAGGGAUCAUCACAGAAAGAGACUACUUGAGAAAGAUCAUUGGGCAAGGGAGAUCACCAAAAUACACAAGAGUGGGGGAAAUCAUGACAGAUGAGAACAAAUUAAUCACAAUGAAAUCUGAUACAAGCAUUCUUCAAGCAAUGCAACUCAUGACAGACAAUCACAUACGACAUGUUCCGGUGAUAGACGGGAGAAUUGUCGGCAUGGUUUCAAUAGUAGACGUUGUACGAGCUGUGGUGGAACAACAAAAUGGUGAAUUGAAACGACUCAAUGACUUCAUUAAAGGGGAAUACUACUAGAACAAAUACAUUUCUACAAUAUAGACGUCUUCUUUCAUUUCAUUGCAAUGCAAUUGUAGUUCAAUAAAACCGAAAAUUGCAUAUAAUUGACAUAAUUUGAUUCUUCUACUGUAUGAAA